Molecule: messenger RNA, 1986 nt
Organism: Glarea lozoyensis ATCC 20868
Lineage: Eukaryota; Fungi; Ascomycota; Leotiomycetes; Helotiales; Helotiaceae
Product: (Trans)glycosidase
Exons: 7
Coding region: 1-1986 (661 amino acids)
Biological process (GO): carbohydrate metabolic process
Molecular function (GO): hydrolase activity, hydrolyzing O-glycosyl compounds
Source: RefSeq, a predicted model, not a curated record
AUGAAGUUACACUAUGUAGCAUUAUGUCUAAUUCCAGUCUCAUUGGCUUUUGUUAGCAAUAGCCCGAAGAGUGACAUCAAGGGAAGUUCAAAUCUUGCUAUUGUAAAUCGGCAAAACGGAAACACGACAGGAUACGCAGUCAAGAAACCACCACUAGAUACACCUUGGACAUAUAAAGCUGGUACGAAUCCCUGGCCAGAGUAUCCUAGACCCCAGUUACAACGAUCUCAGUGGAAGAACUUGAACGGAAUAUGGACAUACCAAAAUGCGUCUGGGUUGGAUGCAAUUAAUAGCCCACCAGUCAAUCAACCGCUGGAAAAUGAAGUAUUAAUCCCGUCGUGUCUGGAGUCUGGACUUUCCGGAAUCCAAGGUGUUGAUACCAUCUACUCCUGGUUUUCGACUUCCUUCACCGUUCCAUCAAACUGGACAGGCGAGCGAGUGCUUCUAAACUUUGGUGCCGUUGAUUAUGAAGCAACAGUUUUCGUCAACGGCCAACAAGUAGGAUUCAACCGAGGAGGGUAUUUUCAAUUCACGAUCGACGUGACAGACCAUCUCUCAGCAAAUGGAAAUAAUGAAUUGCUUGUUUUUGUCCACGAUCCUACCGACAGCGGAGAUUAUGUGAUUCCCAUUGGGAAGCAAACACUACGUCCAUCCCAUAUCUUUUACAGGCCAUGUAGUGGGAUUUGGCAAAGUGUGUGGAUUGAAGCCGCGCCAGCGAAUUACAUUACUCAAUUGGACCUCGCUGCAGACAUGCAUGGUCAAUUAAAUGUCACAGCACACAGCGCAAUUACAGACUCGGGUAUUGCUGAGAGAACCCCAGUAAAGGUUGAAGUGCAUGAUAGUGGCACAACCAAUGUGAUUGCAACCUGCCAGGGUACUGCCGGUCGAGAAUUUCAAUGCACUGUUCCCUCGCCAAAGCUAUGGUCUCCAGACUCACCUACCCUUUACAACAUCUCUGUGACGCUUGGCGCAGAGACAGUGUCAAGCUACACUGGAUUCCGAACGAUUUCUCGAGGUAUGGUAGGUGGGGUAGAAAGGCCUCUUCUGAAUGGCAAAUUCAUCUUCAUCUUUGGCACUCUUGACCAAGGAUACUGGCCCGACGGAUUGUAUACUCCGCCGAACCGAGAGGCUAUGGUGUAUGAUAUCGAAACUCUGAAGAAUCUGGGGUUUAACAUGCUUCGCAAACAUAUCAAAGUCGAGAACGCUCUUUUCUACCAAGCAUGUGACCAAAUGGGUAUCAUGAUCAUCCAAGACAUGCCUUCUCUUCGGCCACUACAAAGCUACACUGGUCCAAACUGUGAGAAUAUUCCCUAUUUACCGAAUGUAGAACAACAAGUCGAAUUCGAUCGACAGCUGGAGGUUCUCGUAAACCAACACAAAAGCUAUCCGAGCAUUGUAACAUGGGUCAUUUAUAAUGAAGGCUGGGGCCAAGUGACCACUACUUAUCCCGAGUUUGGGCUAACAGAUCGAGUGCGACAACUCGACCCAACCCGUCUCAUCGACAGUACAUCAGGUUGGUAUGACCACGGCGCCGGUGACUUCAGCGACAACCACCACUACGCAAACCCCCAAUGCGGCUCCCCCUUCUACUCCAUCCAGUCCUCCCCCUACGACCCAACCCGCAUCGGCUUUCAAGGCGAAUUCGGCGGCAUCGGCCACAAUCUCUCCAUCGCCAACCUCUGGAACGUCCAAGACGCUAUCAACACUAUCAACCAAACUUAUGAAAUCGAUACGUCACUCGAAGCGUGGAACUACAGAGCGCACAUUCUUCUAGGAGAGUUAAGGGAUCAGACGGCACUGUUUGCUUGCAGUGGGGGCGUGUGGACGCAGACGACGGAUGUGGAAGGCGAGGUUAACGGGUUGUUGAGUUAUGAUCGGAGGGUCUUGAGGUGUGAUGUUGAGCAGUGGAAGAGGGAUAUUGGGGCGUUGUAUGAGGCUGCUGCUGGGAGGGGGAAUGGGACGGUGGUGGUGAGGGGGUUGGUUUGA